GGGACAUGGGGUUUGAGAUAGGUGAGGGUGAAGAUAAACACAUUGUCAUGUUAGAUAAGAUGAUGUGCACUUGCAGAGCAUGGGAAUUGACUGGCAUACCUUGCUUACAUGCUUUGUGUGCUUUAUUUUACAAGAAGGUGGAUGCCAUGACAUAUAUAUCUAGGUGGUAUCAUAUAAGAAACUUAUGUGGCAGCAUAUCAGCACCCUUUGCAACCUGUUCCCGGAAAGGCCUUCAUGAGAGUGGAAGAAUAUGAAGCUAUUUUACCUCCCUCAGUGCCAAACUUACCUGAUAGAUCAAAGAAAAACAGGGUUAGAGCCUCAAAUGAGGGCAAAGGUGUGGGAAGUGGUGCAAAAGGUGUUGAUAGUACAUCUCAUAGAGCAUCAAGAAAAUGCCAAGUCCAAACCUGUGGGAUAUGUCAUGUAGAUCGAGCCAAAUGUCCAAAUAAAGAUCGAGCUGCAUCUACUGAAACAAGAGAAGGUGUUACACCUGGUAUUGGGAAGAGGCCUGCUUCAGUUGUUUUUUCGCCAGAUCCUAGCACUACACAAAUGCCACAAGGACCACUUCCAAAGCCAAAUACAGUAAGGACUCAUGGUAAGUCAAAAUUGCCUUGUAGAAGAAUUGGCAAGAGAAAAGGUAAACAACCAGUCAAAGGGUUUGGCUGCUAUGUUGAUGUCAACAAUGGUGAAAACACUAUAAAUCAUGGGAUGGACAGUGAACAAGUGGUUUCUCAUCUGCAAAAUGAAGUGGCACAUGAUCCUGAUGUUAAUGUCAGGUUUGCUAUUCCAAAUGAGAAGGAAAUCAGAUGUGCUGCUAGAGUUCAAAAGGAGAUAGAUGUCCCAGCAUAUAGGACAAUAUCUUUCAAGGGUGAUGGAGCUCAAGGAAUAAAACCAACUAACCUUCCCUUUGAAGCACCCGGUUUGCAAUGGAAGGGGAAGAAAACCAUCAGCUCCACACAUUUGUUAAACAAGAUGCAAAGGAGGAGGCCUUCUUCAAUCCAGACUGAUCUGCCCGACCCCACAGUUUAAGAGUUGACUUGGAUGUUGUAUUCAACCCAUUUUUUGGAUGUUAUUAAAGUUGUCAGUUUUUUGGUUUAGUAGGCGACAACAUUGACUCUUACUGUGAAGUUUUUGUUCUCGUGCCUACAUGGCCAAGUUCAAUGGUUUUUUAGAUUUUGUAAACUCAUUACUAAAUGGUAAUAUGGCC
This is a messenger RNA of Cuscuta europaea, 1204 nucleotides long. Lineage: Eukaryota; Viridiplantae; Streptophyta; Magnoliopsida; Solanales; Convolvulaceae. The record is from the annotation of a GenBank genome assembly.